Messenger RNA from Aspergillus aculeatinus CBS 121060, 1703 nucleotides. RefSeq lists its product as uncharacterized. Bases 482 to 1351 code for a protein of 289 amino acids. The record is from RefSeq and is a predicted model, not a curated record. Lineage: Eukaryota; Fungi; Ascomycota; Eurotiomycetes; Eurotiales; Aspergillaceae. The transcript has 2 exons.
CCCCAGCCAACACACACCAACUAACAGCGCGUUAUUCAACAUGGAAGACCCAUCCAGCCAGUACAUCAAAAUAACAGAGCAAGAUCGACGGCAUCAAGCCCCCCUCCCCCUUACCAACUAGCCCCAAAAAGCAAACGCUAACAGCCUCAGCAGCCCCAACACCCCGAUCAUCACCAUCUCGCUCCGCGCCGCAGACCCCCAAUAUGUCCUUGACCCCACUACUCUGGGCUUUCGCAUACACGCUCACUGGACCUCAGACCAAGAAAGCAGCGGCGAAGGGCAAGACCAAACCUGCAUCCUAGACUGGACCGGCGUGGAGGCGGGGGUCCUCUUAUUCCGGCUCCUGCCAAGGGGGAAUUAUGAGCCGGUGACGUUCGAGCAGAAUGACUCGAACACCAAGUCCCCGCAUCGUCUUUUGGGCUUCACACAGCUCGAUAUCCCGGAUCGAUGGGUGCUUGCACCGGGGACCACGACCGCCCCGAUGCAUCCGCGCAUUGAACGGCACGCGUACCAUGGCCUACAACCGGACGAGCGGUACGAGAUCCUAUGGCCCGGCGCUGAGAUUCCUCGCUGGGAGUUGGGGGAUGCGAGAGAAGCAACAGCUCCGGAGCGCAAGCCUAAGCCCAAGCCCAAGCCCAAUGUAGCCCCCCUCGUGAUUCCCGGCGGAGCUCGAUGCUCGUUCAUGCUGAAGGGGGAGAGGGAGCCGGGGCCGAUGCCGCGGGCAUGGAGCCCGCCACCACUGGAGCAGACGGAUCGAGUUCCCGGCGCCCCAGUCCUCACCGUUGAGCUGAAGGCUACGACCUCGCACUGGAACCCAAGAAAACGCCUCCCCAUAACAUGGACGAUAACGUAUCACGGCACCGCCGGGAGAGAAGACCAUCCCCCCACCAACCCCCGGCCCAUCACCUUCCGCACCUACAGUUUCUGCACUUACGGAGCCUUCCGCGCGUAUCGCCAGCGAUACAAGGAUGGAGAAUGGGAGUCCUACGACGAAGGCGGGAGCUGUCAGUUCCCCAGUGGUCCCGACGAUCCCUAUCAAGUGAUCGUGGGCAAGGAGAGAGAAAAGGCCCGCUUCAUCAGCCUGCGGCCGGGGCAGACGUACUCGAGGUCGGUGCAUCUCUACUCGCAAGACGACCUGCCGCCGUAUCCGGCUACCGGGGAGGUCCUGCGCUAUCGGUUCGUUGGCUGUGUGCUGGACUGGUGGGAUUGGGGCACGUUGGAGGAGCAUGUUGAUACGGCGGUGACCGUGCCUGGGUUUCUGGGCGGGGAGGUCCUUGAGCCCAGGGAUAAUGGGGGGCGAGCGAGGGUGGUUGUGCCUGCUUCGAAUCUGGUCGAGUUUACUGUUCUUUGAGGCCGCGUUACAUACCGUUUCUGUUUGUGGAGUUUGUUCUCAUGUGCAGUGAGUUAGAUCUCUCACAUUUUGGGUACAUAAACACUCAUCAGACUGUGUUGUGGCUCGAUUUUCGUGGCAUUCUUGCGUGAAGCACGGGUUCAUAGGGAGAGAGAAGGCUACGAAUGAUAGGGGGAAGGAGGUGACGUAUGGGACGGAUCAUCUUGGCUGGGAUACGUGUGAGUGUGUGUGUAUGUAUGUGUCAAGGUGGUUGGUCAAGAUCUGUUGCAGUCGAGAGGAUUUAUUUGAAGAGUAUAGUACCUUAAGUAUAGGUAGGCACUGGCUGCUGUGGUUGCCGUGGGUUGCUCUGGCG